This is a messenger RNA of Setaria italica (foxtail millet), 2754 nucleotides long. RefSeq names its product pentatricopeptide repeat-containing protein At5g66520. Gene Ontology annotation, biological process: RNA modification. The transcript has 3 exons. The coding region runs from base 78 to 1835 and encodes 585 amino acids. Lineage: Eukaryota; Viridiplantae; Streptophyta; Magnoliopsida; Poales; Poaceae. Gene Ontology annotation, molecular function: RNA binding; protein binding; zinc ion binding. The record is from RefSeq and is a predicted model, not a curated record.
UAUCGUCUUCGCCGGGUCGUUCGAAAAACCAAGCUGGAGGUGGCUCUGACUCGACCUCGCUCCGGUUGCCAAAUGCCAUGCCCGCCCAUAGCCACCGCCUCCGCUUCCUCGCGGCACUCGUCGGGCUCCGACCCGCCGCCGCCGGUUUCUCCACGGCGCCCUCCCGCGGGUGCCCGCUACACGCCGCGCUCGCGCGCCGGGGGGGCCCAGUGGCCGCCGCGCUCACCCUCUACUCCCGCAUCCGCGCCGCCGCCUCGCCGACCCCCUACACCUUCUCCCUCCUCCUCGCCUCCCUCGCUUCCUCCUCCUCGCCCCGCUCUCCCUCCCCUGACGCAGGCGUAUCCGAUCGCCACGCCGCCGCGGGGCUCGCGCACGCGCAGGCGCUCAAGUGGGGCGCGCUCGCGCACACCGUCGUCACCAACUGCCUCCUCAAGCUCUACUGCUCUCUCGGCCUCCUCCCCGCCGCGCGCAGAGUGUUCGACACGACCGGUGCCGCCGCUCUGGACACCGUCUCCUGGAACACGAUGGUGUCGGGGUACGGCAAGAGUGGCGACCUGGAGGCCGCGCGUGAGGUGUUCGUCAGAAUGCCGGAGAGGAGCCUGGUUUCAUGGAGCGCGAUGGUCGACGCGUGCGUGCGCGCGGAGGAUUUCAGCGAGGCGCUGAGGGUGUUUGAUCGGAUGAUGGAGGAGGGAUUUAGGCCGGAUGCUGUGGUGCUGGUCAGUGUGCUCAAGGCUUGCGCACAUCUGGGUGCUGUUGAGAGGGGGCAAUGGGUUCAUAGGUAUCUGGAAGCAGAAGGGUUUGGGAGGAGGUCAGGGAAUGUCAUGCUUGAGACAGCGCUUGUGGAUAUGUAUUGCAAGUGCGGGUGCAUGGAGGAGGCGUGGCGGGUCUUUAAUGGAGUUCGGAACCACGAUGUAGUGUUGUGGAAUGCAAUGAUUGGCGGGCUCGCGAUGCAUGGCCAUGGCAACCACGCAAUUGAGUUGUUCAGAAGGAUGCUUGAGAAGGGUUUUGUGCCGAAUGAGUCAACGUUUGUUGUUGUUUUGUGUGCCUGCACCCACACAGGGCGUGUGGAUGAAGGGAAGGAGAUUUUCAGGUCCAUGCGGGACCAUGGGGUUGAGCCAAGGAGGGAGCACUAUGGGUGCUUGGCUGAUCUUCUUGGACGUGCAGGGCUCAUGGAAGAAGCUGAGGUUGUGUUACUGGACAUGCCAAUGGAACCACAUGCAUCACAGUGGGGGGCUCUAAUGUCAUCAUGCCUGAUGCACAAUAACAUUGUUGUGGGCAAACGUGUAGGAACGAAACUUAUUGAGCUAGAGCCUGAUGAUGGUGGACGUUAUGUUGUUCUGUUCAAUCUAUAUGCAGUCAAUGGUUUAUGGGAAGAUGCAAAAGCUGUUCGGCGGAUGAUGGAGGAGAGGGGAGCCAAGAAGGAGACAGGCUUGAGCUUUAUAGAGUGGAAUGGUUUGGUCCAUGAGUUCAGGUCGGGUGAUACAAGACACCCCCAAACAAGGAUGAUCUAUGCAUUAUUGGAAGACAUGGAACAGAGGUUACAAUUGAUUGGCUAUGUCAAGGAUACCAGCCAAGUGCUUAUGGACAUGUAUGAUGAGGAAGAUAAGGGCAGUAAUUUAUCCUACCACAGUGAGAGGCUUGCAUUAGCAUUUGGUAUCCUAAACAUUCCCCACGACACGCCUAUUCGUAUUGUCAAGAAUCUUCGAGUGUGUCGUGACUGCCAUGUGCAUGCCAAACUUGUGUCCAAGCUCUACCAGCGUGAGAUCAUUGUGCGGGACCGCCAUCGCUUCCACUUGUUCCGUGAUGGGGUUUGUUCCUGCAAUGACUAUUGGUGAAAACGCACUGACUACUGGGUAUGGCAUGGUUAUUGACAUCAAUCUGAAAUCAGCAACUAAAAAGGAUGAUCAUACGACAUGUGGCUGUUACAACCAAGAUGGAUUUUGAGGAUAAGAUGUGGAGGAUAAAAGAAACCUUGGUAAAACUUCUAUAUUCACACUACUUUCUCCAGUAUCAAAUAUCAUGAGAUAUGUGAAAUAGUCAACAUUUCAAGGUUUUUUCUGUACUCCUAGGAUCUGGAACUGCAUAUAGCACUGGGGCAAUCUGCAUUUCCUGAUGACCAAUAUCUUUGGAAGACAUCUUGAUCAUUUCCUGCAAGAGUUGCUAACUCGUCCAGUUUGAGUCCACUAUCUUUGGCUAGUUUCAUUUUAUUAGUCAGAAGUCAAACUCAGGUACAAGCAGAGAACUGGCUGAUCUUGGGGCUGGUAUGUGAUGUUCAGACAUUGGUCACUGUGAUCCUGGAUUUCGUCUUCUGAACCUCGGCUAAAGUUGUCCAUGAGAUCUGCGUCCACCAGAAUCAGAUACUCGCCUGGAGUCAUGAAAAGCUUGCUGGAGGAUGAGUAACAGUCAAUCCUGUGUCAUGGCUGAUGAAUGGUGAUGUCGGUAACCUUGAGAGCUAUUAACUGUUGUAAACUCGCAGAUGGCGAGUGCGCCACCUGCAGUGGGAAAAUUCGGAGUUGAAGCCCGGUGAUGGCGAAGGUGGGAAGCAGUUGUACGUGUCAAGAUGGCAGCAAAUUAUUAAUUCUGAUGAUUCAGUCAGUUGUGGAUGUUUCGUGAUCCUGUUGACGUCGUCGAGAAGGGAAGAAGUACUUACGGCAUGUUCGCUUCAGCUUAUCAGCCGGUUUAUCAACCACUAAACAAUAUUUUUUUCGUACAACAAAUCAGCUGUUUCAGCUUUUCAACCAGCUUAUAAGUCCA